UGAGAAAGACGGUCGAAUCCAUAUCAGUUUGGGCAGAAAUCUACAGCGUCUAUAAUAUUGCCAAAUAUGUCUUCAAAUGCUCCCGUGGUUUGAAGAAUGAAUGAAUGCCACAUCACAAACAGUGUACGGCUCCAAAAGAACACCCUCUCCGAAGAGAAUGGUGUACGCGAGACUAGAGGGAUGGAUGCUCGAGAGGAGGGGGAUGCUCGAUAGGAGGGGGAUGCUCCAAGAAGGAUGCUGUGUGGUAGGGUAGCGCUGUCGUACCACGUUAGCCUUGUGCACAUAACAGGGUUAGGUUGUAUUCUAAACUGGGUAGGUGACCACAGAACAAUUUUCAUAGACCGGAUUUAACACCUUUUGAUUCUUUUUUUUUUUAACACGGUCACAACCUUAUUAACAAAUAAAUACAGUUGAGGUCAACUGGGAAAACGCCAACCUUCUCUACCAAAGCUCUCAAUUUGGAGGAAAAUAUUCUGUCUGUAGCUGAUAAAGGAGCUGUCCGUGGCGCUGAAUUCCAGAUCCACAGAUAUCCCCAGUGCACACCCAUGCCCUUGUGCCACUCCUGAUAUCUCCCGUUCCUAGCAGCAACCAACCUCACCGCCAGAGCCAAGAUGGAUGACGGCUACGGACGAGACGGACGGCAGGACUUCAUCCGCGGCGCCAAAGACAUCGCUAAGGUGGUGAAGAAGCAGGCGGGCAAGAAGGUGGGCCGCAGUGUGGACAAAAUGGCCGACGAGUACACCAAGCGCUCAUACAAGCGCUUCGAGGAAGAGGACGAUGAUGACGACUACCCCGUUCAGCAGAGCCAAGAUGGCGACGGCUACUACCGCAACGACAGCCGGGCCAACGACGACGAGGGUGGCCACAGCGACUCCACGGAAGGUCACGACGAAGACGAUGAGAUCUACGAGGGCGAGUACCAGGGGAUCCCCCGGGCGGAUUCCGGCAAAACGGGUCCGGUGGACGGGAUGGCCCCCCAAGCUCAGAUCAGGGACCUGGCCCAGUUCGAGGCGGAGAGGAGGAAGGAUCAGGAGGAGCUGGCCCAGCAGUACGAGACCAUCCUGCAGGAGUGUGGCCAUGGGAAGUUCCAGUGGACGCUGUACUUUGUGCUGGGGCUGGCCCUCAUGGCAGACGGUGUGGAGAUCUUCGUGGUGGGCUUUGUGCUGCCCAGCGCAGAGAAGGACAUGUGUCUGUCAGAGGAAAGCAAGGGCAUGUUGGGUCUUAUUGUGUACCUGGGGAUGAUGGUGGGGGCCUUCCUGUGGGGCGGCCUGGCCGACCGGAUUGGACGGCGACAGACCCUCCUCAUCUCCCUCUCCAUCAACAGUGUGUUUGCCUUCUUCUCCUCCUUCGUUCAAGGAUACAGCUCCUUCCUUUUAUGCCGUCUGCUUUCCGGCGUGGGCAUCGGUGGCUCCAUCCCCAUCGUGUUCUCCUACUACUCUGAGUUCCUGGCCCAGGAGAAGAGAGGAGAGCACCUCAGCUGGCUCUGCAUGUUCUGGAUGAUCGGUGGCAUCUACGCCUCUGCCAUGGCCUGGGCCAUCAUCCCCCACUAUGGCUGGAGUUUCCAGAUGGGCUCUGCGUACCAGUUCCACAGCUGGCGUGUGUUUGUGUUGGUGUGUGCCUUCCCCUCUGUGGCAGCCAUCUCUGCCCUCACCACAAUGCCCGAGAGCCCACGCUUCUUCCUGGAGAAUGGGAAACACGAUGAGGCUUGGAUGAUUCUGAAGCAGGUCCAUGACACCAACAUGAGGGCGAAGGGCUACCCAGAGAGGGUCUUCUCUGUGACCACCAUCAAGACAGUUAAGCAGAUGGAUGAGCUGGUGGACAUGGGAGAGGGCACCGCCUGGUACCAGAGAUGGAGGAUGAAGCUGGCUGACCUGUUCAACCAGGUGUGGGGCAACUUCCUGGCCAUAUUCUCUCCUGAGUACCGCCGCACCACUCUCAUGAUGAUGGCUGUGUGGUUCUCUAUGUCGUUCAGUUACUAUGGGCUGACGGUGUGGUUCCCUGACAUGAUCAAGUAUCUCCAGAAGCAGGAGUACUCCUCGCGCACCAAGGUCUUCAUCAAGGAGAAGGUGGAGCACGUCACCUUCAACUUCACCCUGGAGAACCAGGUGCACCGCAACGGAGAGUACUUCAACAACAAGUUUAUGAAUCUGAAGAUGAAGUCCAUGGUGUUCGAGGAUUCUCUGUUUGAGGAGUGCUACUUUGAAGACAUCACCUCCAGCAACACCUUCUUCAAGAACUGCACCUUCAUCGCCACCCUUUUCUACAACACAGAUCUGUUCAAGUACAGGCUGAUCAACAGCAAACUGGUCAACAGCACCUUCCUGCACAACAAGGAGGGCUGCAUGCUUAGCGAUUUCAGUGACGAGAACAGUGCCUACAUGAUAUACUUUGUCAGCUUCCUGGGCACCCUGGCCGUGUUGCCUGGCAACAUCGUGUCGGCGCUGCUCAUGGACAAGAUCGGACGGCUGAGGAUGCUGGCGGGCUCCAGUGUGAUCUCUUGUGUCAGCUGUUUCUUCCUGUCGUUCGGCAACAGCGAGUCGGCCAUGAUCGCUCUGCUCUGUCUGUUCGGGGGCAUCAGCAUCGCCUCCUGGAAUGCCCUGGACGUGCUGACGGUGGAGCUCUACCCUUCUGACAAGAGAUGCACAGCGUUUGGCUUUCUAAACGCCCUCUGUAAGCUGGCAGCCGUGUUGGGCAUCAGCAUCUUCACCUCUUUCGUGGGCAUUACCAAGGCUGUGCCCAUCCUGUUCGCCUCCGGGGCGCUUGCAGCGGGCAGCUUCCUGGCGUUCAAGCUGCCGGAGACGCGGGGCCAGGUGCUGCAAUAGUGUGGCCACACCCCUAGGGGGCGACAUGGGGGGUCAGAAUGAGUAAGCCACACUGUGAACAACAAGUAGCCCAAGAAACCCCUAAACUCUCCCCUGUACGCCCCAUUGAAGUCAGAGCCUAUUCACAGGAAUCAGUUCAAUGCAGAUGCUGCACAGAUCUACUAAGCUGUAAAUAUUGUGGAUUGCCUGAUAUUGGAUGUACUGUUUAGAUAGACACCUCGAUACUACUAAGAUCUGUGGAACUGUGCUGCCGAUGCUUGACAUUGAUCCCCAUGAAUAGACUGUGAGUUGGUAGAGAAAGGGAAGUGCAACCAAACUCUGCCCCUAGACCAACAUAAGCUGUUCCAACUUGAAUCCUUGUUCAGUGUAAUCGUAAUCACUGAGUGUAUGUGUUUAGGAGGGUUGAGGAGGUAGUUUAGAUGCAGGUCCCCAAAAUGAAGACUGAUUACUGGGGUUAUGGGGUAGGGACAUGGGGUCUAGUUUAUGAGCCAUGCCAAUAGCCCGUAAUAGAAAUUACCACUAGCCAUCCAAUCCAUAUUCACACCAAUUUCUCAGAUAAGCUCAGCUCACUUCCCAUCUACAUGAGUCUACAUUGCUAUGGUAGAACGUCAGUCAAAAAUGAUACGUUAUGCCUUGAUUUGAACCAUUUUUGACUUAAUGGGUAAACCAAAACAUUUAGUUAAACCAAGGCCUCUCCUCAUUAUCAUACCUUCCAAGGUCUUGUGUUUAUUUUAUGUAGAAAAUAACUGCCAUUUUAUAGAUUUUAGAACAUUCCAGGUUUACUUUCAUUAUGGUUUGAAUGAGACUGUUGACAAAAGUGAUCUGUUGAGCUUUUUCCCUUUAAAACCUUCUUUCUAGCCGUUCUAACGUUUAAAAGCCCACAGUUCAAUCGUCAUUCUUGCUUCAUAUAUCCUGUAGUAACAAAUGCCUUCUUUGUUCCAUCUGUCAUAGGUUUUAUAUUUUGCUCUUAAAAUGUGUUUUUGGAAAGUGGUAUGCAUGUAACUAAGUAUGUAAGUGAAUUUGUGGACAAUUUGCUAGAAAGAUAGAACACAAUACGAAAAUGGCAUUUAAGUGUGUCAUGUUACUGUACAUCAAUAAGUCAGAUGUUAGAUGUUAUAUCCUGUCCUUUUACGAGGGAAAUCACACUGCCUAUGAUAUAAUUUGCCUGUUCUAACAUUGACCUUGGAUUUCUGGAACAUUCUCGCAACCCUUAAACACAUCAAACCAUUUUAAUGUGCACAACUGAAACAUCCGUUUUCAUUUUUUGUGAUAUUGUGAAACAGGAACUAGAUGUUCAAAGUGGAGCGAAAAUCUCCAAAAUAAUGAAGUUGAAAAUAAUACACAAAGAUAUGGAAAGGAUAUACUAAACUUCAGUGAAACAUUGCAACAAUGUGAUAUAUUUUCAGUAGAUUCCAUUUUAUAUUUGUUUUGAGUUUUAAAGAUAUUAAGAUAUAUUUACUUUUGGGUGCAAUAUAUGUGUUUCAAAAGAGACUAUAGUGGUAAGGACAUGUAUGCACUGUCAUUAAAUACUAUCAUGUACAUCAUAGCCCAUAUUUUAUUAUUUAUUUUGAUAUGGGUGUGAGACUGUGCUUGUUUGCCUGUGCAAUGUUGAACUUUGACCUGCAAUAUUGAUUUAUUUUUUGUGGAUUCUUGAUAGCUUGUUUAUUAGUUGUUUUAUUCGAUACUUGGAGUAUGAUUAACUGAUGUGGCGAUACAAGUAAAAGCUGCUUUAUUGAUCGGAUGAUCAAAAUGAGAAUUAAACCUUUAAUGAGAUGGGGAACAUUAUUGGAUGCUUAUGGGAAACAUUUCACCGAGCAUUGAAAUAGAAGUAGUAUAACUUUCCUUUGAUUUCCACCCUUGAAGCUUAGAACAUCAUGAUAUAUGGGUAUAUUUAACAUGUUACACACCCCCGCUGAGGUUGUUAUCAUACAUGAUAGACUAGGACUAAACACACUGCUAAGGGCAGUGUCCUCAUGGGAUAUCUGAUCCAUAGAUUUCCUGUACAUUGGUUUGGUACCAAACAACGUUUCACAUUCCCCUUAUAGCAAGCACAUUGAUCAAGUGUGGUAUGUUCACAAUUGCAUGUUACAAAGAAACAAACUGAGAAAAGCAACAAAGCACUGAUUCAGCAACAAAGGAAAUGAUCAUAAACUGCCAUUUUUUAGGAUAGCAGCCAUAUGUAGACAUAACAGCAUUCUAGAUAAAGACCAAUCCAUUGCACUAAAUGUACUUAGCUGUACAUGCACAGUUGUUAAUGCCUUGCAUUCUUGAAAAGACCAAAACCUUUGAGACAUAAAAUAUAUCAGUAGCUAGCACAUGAAGGGAAACAGAAGGUAAAGCAGUUGACGUACGCACAACAACUGCUUACAAGCGACCAAUUUAAGACAGUAGCCAAAUGAUUCACUGGUACCAAAUGAGUCACGCAUGCAGUUGUGAACAGCACACAAAAUAAUCAGUAUACAUUGAUUUACAGUAGUUGCAGUUGACUAUUUAUUGACAUAGCAACCUCUCACUUUACUUUAUGUUUACAUUACCAUAAACUAGCAUAUUGUACGUUCAAUGUAUGACCCCUUAAUCUAUAUAGGAACUUCAAGACGUUACCACAUUCCUCAAAAUUGACAGGUUUGGUGACCGCCGAUCUAUAAGUGUGCCAUGAGUAACUUCUCUCAUUGAUUAUUGCCAAAUCUUUUUGUAUGUCUUAAGUUUAUACUAUGUCAUAAAAAAACUGGAAUAUAGAUUUAAACAUGUAAAUUAAAAUAAAUAAAAUAUAACUUAGAUCAUUAAUAAAUAUUAUAGCUCUUUAUAACCUUUGACCCCUUGAAAAUAUUCUUGUAGUAGGGGGAGCAGUUUUUAUGAACUGAUUUGGGACGUGGAUGGCCAGUCUGUCGGAAAGUACAUUUGUUCACAAUUCCUCUAAGAAGCGCAGUAAUCUUAAAAGAUUCCAUUUGUUAUUGAAGAAUCAGCAUCAGCAUUGCAGCAUGUGUCUGAUCUGUGUUUCCAUAUCCUAUCUCUAUGUUGUCCUAAUUAUACCGCCCAUGAAAUGAUAAACAAGGAUGUCAAUAUUAAUGUUGUAUAGUAUGACAUGGAACGCUGUGAAAUGCUUAACUAUCUAUUUAUUCUCUCAGUGAACCAGUUCAGGAUAUUUUAAGUCAAGAUUGUUUCUAGUGCCUGUAGUUGCAUAUUUUCAAUUCUGUUACAGGGUUUUUUUGUAUUCUUAACUUGUUGCUCGGUCAACGGUCAAUCAUGAGUGCAAAAACGUAAUUAUAGCAAUAAGUGUUAGAUUAUUUGUCUUUUAACUCUCCCCAAAACACUAUUGGGAAAUGAAACAUAUUAUAUGCUGGGCCUUUUCCACUGAAAUGCUGUGUGUUGGCUUCUACUAAAUGGGACUGAAUGGCUUAUAUUCACUCCUAAAACUACCCCUAGGUCUUUGAGGCUUUUGUCAAUAAGAAUACAUUAAUUAAUUACAUGUAACAGAGAAUUUAUCACUGUCUUUGUACUGUGCUGUAGAAUAUGUAGUUGUUUGUAUGUAAGUAUAGAUCAUAAUAUUAGAAAAUUACAAUACUGUAUACAUGUGGAACCAUAAAAAAAUACAAAGGACAAAAAAACUGAAGUGUAAAUGACAGAAUACUAUUGUAUGGUGUCUUUGAUUUUGUGUAUUUUGUAAAUGAAAAUGGAAUAUAAGUAAAUACAUCAAAAUAAAUACUACUGAUUAUGAAGAAUACUUAAAUGUUACAACUUCAUGAUUCUGCUAUAAAGUUUGUGUGUGAGAUUUCUUUCUUAUCUUUUGUCAUUGUUUAUUUAUUUGCACUGUUGUGCAAUUGACCUUUUCAGAACUGCAAUGGAUAGCAAAGAAAAAUAAACUACUGUCCUAAUGAUGAAA
Salmo salar (Atlantic salmon) is the source of this 6702-nucleotide messenger RNA. RefSeq names its product synaptic vesicle glycoprotein 2A. Gene Ontology annotation, molecular function: transmembrane transporter activity. Gene Ontology annotation, cellular component: neuron projection; synaptic vesicle membrane. NCBI's taxonomy places the organism in Eukaryota, Metazoa, Chordata, Actinopteri, Salmoniformes, Salmonidae. The record is from RefSeq and is a predicted model, not a curated record. Gene Ontology annotation, biological process: transmembrane transport; chemical synaptic transmission.